GGUGUUAAUUUUAUUUCAAAUGGUAGUCCUUUUGGUGCAACACUAGAAUUUGCAAUAAGCAUUGCUCAUAAAAGUGUCUAUUUUAAUUUUACUUCUCGUGAGUCUUCAUUGAAUUUGGAAGGCACAAAUGCAAGGUUAGAUUGUGCUAAUAUGCAACCAAGAACAAGUAUUGGUGAUGGAUUUCGUAUUAGUGUGUCAAGUACACCUAGUUGUUCAAGUGGAGGAUCCGGACCAGAUGACAUAGAAUCACUAGGUGAUGUUUAUAUAUGGGGAGAGGUUUGGGCAGAUGGUGUUUCACUUGAUGGGUUUGGCACUCAAUCUCCUUCCACAAUAGAUGUGUUGAUUCCUAAGCCUUUAGAGUCAAGUGUUGUUCUUGAUGUUCAACAAAUUGCAUCUGGUGUACGACACAUUGCUCUAGUAACUAGGCAAGGAGAGGUUUUUACUUGGGGAGAAGAAUAUGGGGGAAGACUUGGUCAUGGAAAUGAUAAAGAUUUUGGUCGCCCUCAACUUGUUGAAGUUUUGGCAGUUACUAAUAUAGAUUUUGUUGCUUGUGGAGAGAAUCAUACAUGCGCUGUAUCUACAUCUGAUGAUCUUUUCUCAUGGGGUGAUGGUACAUAUAAUGUUGGACUUCUCGGUCAUGGAACUAAUGUUAGCCAUUGGAUACCAAAGAGAGUUAGUGGUCCUUUAGAAGGACUUCAAGUUAUAUCUAUUGCAUGUGGCACAUGGCAUUCAGCACUAGCUACUUCUAAUGGGAAACUGUUUACCUUUGGUGAUGGAACAUUUGGUGUUUUAGGUCAUGGAAAUAGAGAAAGUGUGGCAUAUCCAAAGGAGGUACAAUUAUUAAGUGGACUGAAAACUAUUAAAGUUGCAUGUGGAGUAUGGCAUACUGCAGCUAUUGUAGAGGUUACUUUUCAAUCAGGUUCAAAUGUUUCAUCUAGAAAGCUUUUCACUUGGGGCGAUGGCGACAAAUAUCGCUUGGGACAUGGAAACAAGGAAACAUACCUUCAACCCACAUGUGUCUCUACACUUAUUGAAUAUAAUUUCCACCAGAUAGCUUGUGGACACACUAUGACUGUUGCUCUUACUACAUCUGGUCAUAUAUUUACUAUGGGAAAUGUUGAAUAUGGUCAACUAGGAAAUCCUUUAGCUGAUGGAAAAGUACCUAUCCUAGUACAAGAUAAGUUAGUGGGUGAAUUUGUUGAGGAAAUAUCAUGUGGAUCUCAUCAUGUUGCUGCCUUGACAUCAAGAAGUGAAUUAUAUACUUGGGGGAGAGGUGCUAAUGGAAGAUUGGGACAUGGAGACAUAGAGGAUAGAAAAUCUCCAACACUUAUUGAAUCCUUGAGAGAUAGACAUGUAAAAAAUAUUUCUUGUGGCUCAAACUUUACAUCUUGCAUAUGCAUUCAUAAAUGGGUCUCUGGAGUUGACCAAUCUAUUUGCACUGGUUGUAGACAACCAUUUGGUUUUACUAGAAAGAGACAUAAUUGUUAUAAUUGUGGAUUGGUGCAUUGUCAUAGUUGUAGUUCAAGAAAAGUAUUGAAAGCAGCAUUAGCUCCAACACCAGGAAAACCUCAUCGUGUGUGUGACUCUUGUUAUAAUAAGCUUAAAGCUGUUGAGGCAGGUAAUGCUGCCAAUCUUAAUAGAAAAAUCACUACUGCACCUCGUAAUUCCAUAGACGUCAAUAGGGAAAAAUUUGGCCAAGGAGAAAUAAAGUCUGCAAGACUUAUUUUGCCACCUAUCAUAGAUCCAUUAAAAUACAGUGAUAUGAGGACUAAUAAGUUGGGAAACAAAUAUGAUUAUUCUUCUAUGCUUAUAACUUCCCAAGUUCCAUCACUUCUACAAUUAAAUGAUAUUGCAUUCGGAAGUUCAAUAAAUUCCACUCAAAGCAUUAUGAAGCCUGCUAGAGCUCCUAGUCCACCACCAACUCCACCUCUCAACUCAAGACCAACAUCUCCUUAUUCAAGAAGACAAAGUCCACAACGUUCUAGAACUUCAGGAUUUUCUAGAAGUCUUAUUGAUAGUCUGAGGAAGACAAAUGAACUUUUGAACCAAGAAGUUUCAAAAUUGCAAAACCAAAUCCAAAGUUUGAAGCUAAGAAAUGACAAAGAAAUUCAAAAGCUCCAGAAAAACAUCUUAGAAGCUACCUCCUUGACAGCUGAAGAAAAUUCUAGGCAUAAAGCAAUGAAAGAAUCUUUUGAGUCUACCGUAAAUCAGUUGAAGGAAAUGAUUGAGAAGUUGCCAUCAGAAAUUUUAGAUAAUGAAAGUUGGAAAACUGUACUUACUCGAGCUGAGGAUUUUCUAAAAGAAAAUUUAGAAUUUGAAUCACCUUUGACAUCUUCAAGUAUGAUUCCCCAACAACCAAAUGUACCUGAUACACUUGACUCAAAUAGUAGCUCUUCUAAGCUAGAAGAACAAAAAAUAGAAGAAAAUCAUGAAACUAUAGGUGUUGAUCCAUUAUCACAAGAUGGAGAAAAUGUUCCUCAAGAAAGCAAUAACUCAUCUUUAUCAAACAAUGAAACAUCAAUGCCUUCACAAAACUCUGAAAAUGAUUCAAGAUCUCAAGAGUCUUCAAGAUCUAGCAAAGAAGGAGAAACACAUGUCAUUGAACAAUUUGAACCUGGCGUUUAUGUGACACUAAUAGUAAAGCCUGGUGGUGUCAAAGUGUUUAAACGAGUUAGAUUCAGCAAACGAAGGUUUCAUGAACAUCAAGCAGAAGAAUGGUGGAACAAAAACAAAGAUAUGGUGCUUAGAAAAUAUAGUAUUCAAGCUACAACUUCUGAAGGUACUAGGUCAUCUAAUAACACUCUACCCCCACCACCACCCACCGAAGAAAAUAUUGAGGCAACAUCUUCCUAAACAAGAAUUGUAGUUUUAAAUAGGUAUUAUCUUAGUUUGGUUAAAUGAUAGAUUAUAGAAACAUCAUUAAUCUUUCAAUGUA
Cajanus cajan (pigeon pea) is the source of this 2935-nucleotide messenger RNA. Lineage: Eukaryota; Viridiplantae; Streptophyta; Magnoliopsida; Fabales; Fabaceae. The record is from RefSeq and is a predicted model, not a curated record.